AUUCUUGUCUCGAGAUUGAGAAUCGAGAGUCAAGCACUACCGUGUCUCCUCUUGAUUGCUCUUGAUUUAUUAAGUUUUUUGCAAAUCCGUGAUUUUUAGAUUUUUAGAACAAACUCGAUAGUGUCAAGUGUCAACUGUCAAGGCUCCAAGUUGACACUGUCCAGUGCUGUCCAGUGAGUUUGAGUCCUUAUCGAGGCAUAUCAUCAUAUCCCAGACAUAUUUUAUCGAUUGUCGAUUGUUAUAACCUAUAUUGAAAGCAUGUUAAACGGUUAAACUCCAUACUCCAUAGUUAAACUCCAUGAUUGAAAGUAAUCCAAGUUACAAUAACAAUAAACAAAGUUGAACAAAGUUUUUUUUAUUUCAGAUUUCAGUAUUUACCCAUGAGUCGUGAUGGGUCGUGCAAAGAGAAGACGUAUUAAGAAAAAUCACCAAGUCUCUACAGAUUAUGUUGAGGAGAAAGUCGAUUUUAUCAACUCUCUUGAUAAUGAUUCAUUAGCACAAAUAUUUAUGAUGCUGCCGAUAUCAGAGAGGAUAGCUAUGGAUCAAGUUUGUUUCAAAUGGAAAGAGGCCUGCCAACUAGCUUGGCAUGACAUUAAAAAAUACAAAUGUACCAAUACAAUUGUUCGUAAUAAUAAAAAAUGUGUUUUAACACAAUCACACGUAAAAAAAAUAUUAUUCAAAUGUGGUAUUUAUAUAAAAGAAUUGAUUCUUUCAAAAAUUUGUGACUCAAGUAUCAUGCCAAUAAUUGCUGAAUACUGCAGAAAUCUAAGUACACUUGAAUUUGAACUUGACGUAGAUGGAGAUCAUCGUUAUACUGAUCUCUGUGAUGAAGCAUUCACACAGUUGAAGCAAUUGAAAGUCGUUAAAAUACAUAUAACUGGAGAUAUACUUAAAAGUCAAAUGCUGAAUAGUCUUCCCAACGACAUAAAUGAAAUCCAUUUAUUUUUUCCUUUUGAAUGGGGAGAAUUCUCGUGUUCAAACCGAGGCAUGUGGGUGUCGGAUUGUUGUUCAUCUUAUUAUAUACCACCAUCACGUUUCUCUUUGAGAAAAUUUACCAAUCUUCGAAAGUUGACAAUACGUACUUGUGACAUCACCAGUAUUAUCAAAGAAAUAUCGAAAAAAACAACACUUGUUUAUCUUGAUCUCCAAAAGUGUCGAACUGAAAAGGAGAUUUUUACAUUCAAUCAACUUUCAAACUUGGAACAUCUCAACAUUAAAGACGUGUAUUUCGUGGAUAGUCGUAUGAAAGAUUUUCCAAAUCUACUCAGUGGUAUUUUCAAUUCAUGCAAAAAUCUAAAACAUCUUGAUGCCCCAGGUUUUCAUGUUGAUCUAGCUGAAAUUAAAAUGGAAAACUGGGUAAACUUGAAAAACUUGGUAUAUCUAAAUAUCCGCUGGCAAGCUAGUGAUGCAAUAAUCAAAAAUAUCAUCAAGUAUUGCAAUAAUUUAGAAUUCAUAAAUAUUGAUAAAUUAAAUAGUGAAUCUACUAUAAAAUUAACAAGAUUAGAAAAUCUUAAUUAUUUAAAAUUUGCGAAGACAAAUAAUAUCAAUAAUGAAGUAAUGGCAGCAAUUUUAAAUAAUUGUAAAAAACUUAAACAUCUGGAAAUUGACAGGCGUAGUAGAGUGGAGGCAUCAAUUUUUGAUGAUUUAUCAAAAUUGCAAUAUAUUGAAAAUUUAAAUUUGUCAUCUUGUGACAAAGUUGGAGAUAGUGCUAUUAUUGCUAUUGCUAAAAAUUGUAAGCUCUUAAAAAGUUUAAAUAUUGGAGCCUGUUUUUCCAUCACUUCAACUGCUUUUAUUGCUUUAACGAGUUUAAAAAAUUUAAAAGAACUCGAUGUUGCAGUAAAUGAAAAUGUCGAAGACAAUUUUAUUGUCAAAUUAAGAGGAAUAAAAAGUUUCUUUUGUUAUGAAUGCGACCGUCUUACUGAUGCUGGUGUCAUUCAAUUUAUAAAAAAUAAUCCAGAUCUUGAAUUUCUUAAUAUCAACGACACAUAUCUUACAAUUGAAACGAUUGUUGGUGCAGAAGAGGCAGUUAAAAAUCGUACAAAUGAUACUUUUUUAACUAUAGAAUCUAUUGGUUUAGAUUUUAAAGAAGCCUUAAUUGAAUCUCCAUGGUUAAUUUAUAGAGAAUAAAAUUGGAGUAUUUUUAUCCUUAGCAUUUUUAUCUUUGUCGUUACAGUUAUCACUUAUCAAUAAUACAUCAGAGAGAAAAAAAAUAUUUUAUAAAACAUGUUUCGAAUCUUUCGUAGCUAAAGAAGAGAGUAAUUAUUUUGGAAUAUUUCGCAUACAACGUAGUAAAAUGUCUACAUGGAUUACCAAUUCAAUUUAUAAAAAAUUUAUAAAAAACAAUAAAUAAUUUAUGAUAAUUAUUGCUAUGAAUUUAAAUUCAAAAUAAUACAAUGUGUUUUUUUUUUUUCUCAUCGCAGAUGAGCUACAAAUUUUUUUCUUUGUGACUUUCAAACGAAUGACAAGUUCUUAUCAUUGUCAGUCGAAUUCUGAAAGUUCUAAAGCUAAGGUUCAAUUAUUUUUAUUUUUUUUUCAUCUUGAUAUUUUUUAUACAGACAAAACUCGUUUUCGCUGUAGAAUAUAUUUGUUAAUCUAAAUUUCAUAAAUAAAUUUCAACUAUUUUUAAUUUUUAUUUUAUUAAUUACUUUCGAAAUUAACAGAAAAAAGAAUUUUUAAAAAGUUUACAAUAUAUACCGUGCUAAGCUAUUAAAUGUGCUAAAGCUAUUAAGCUAAAGUGCUAAAGCUAUUAAAUACAGCAACAAAAUAAAUGAUUAACAC
Aphidius gifuensis is the source of this 2778-nucleotide messenger RNA. RefSeq names its product SCF E3 ubiquitin ligase complex F-box protein GRR1-like. Gene Ontology annotation, biological process: SCF-dependent proteasomal ubiquitin-dependent protein catabolic process. The record is from RefSeq and is a predicted model, not a curated record. The coding region runs from base 391 to 2127 and encodes 578 amino acids. The transcript has 5 exons. Gene Ontology annotation, molecular function: protein binding. Lineage: Eukaryota; Metazoa; Arthropoda; Insecta; Hymenoptera; Braconidae. Gene Ontology annotation, cellular component: SCF ubiquitin ligase complex.